This is a messenger RNA of Mercurialis annua (annual mercury), 732 nucleotides long. Its product is annotated as cytochrome b559 subunit alpha-like. Gene Ontology annotation, biological process: photosynthetic electron transport chain; photosynthesis; photosynthesis, light reaction. Gene Ontology annotation, cellular component: photosystem II; membrane; photosystem II reaction center. Gene Ontology annotation, molecular function: metal ion binding; heme binding. NCBI's taxonomy places the organism in Eukaryota, Viridiplantae, Streptophyta, Magnoliopsida, Malpighiales, Euphorbiaceae. The record is from RefSeq and is a predicted model, not a curated record.
AAGAUUAUCUAAGACUUCAUUUCGAUACUGAUUGAAAUUUGGAAAUUGCGUUGCUGCGUCAGAAGAAGGAUAGCUAUACUGAUUCGGUAUACUUUAAAGAAACCUUGGGUACAAUAUUGACGAUCUCACAAAGAUUUCAUUUCAGUGAAAUUGCAUUUACUGAUCUCAUCUUUUACAGAAUCGAUCCCUUUUGGUUGUACAAGAAUAUGUGGAGCUCGGUAUGUCUGGAAGCACAGGAGAACGUUCUUUUGCUGAUAUUAUUACCAGUAUUCGAUAUUGGGUCAUUCAUAGCAUUACCAUACCUUCCCUAUUCAUUGCAGGUUGGUUAUUCGUCAGUACAGGUUUAGCUUACGAUGUAUUUGGAAGCCCUCGUCCAAAUGAAUAUUUUACGGAGAGCCGACAAGGAAUUCCAUUAAUAACCGGUCGGUUUGAUCCUUUGGAACAACUCGAUGAAUUUAGUAAAUCUUUUGGAGGCCCAAUGACCAUAGAUCGAACCUAUCAAAUUUUUACAGUACGAUGGUUAGCUGUUCACGGACUAGCUGUUCCUACCGUUUCUUUUUUGGGGUCAAUAUCAGCAAUGCAGUUCAUCCAACGAUAAAUCUAAUCCCAAUUAAUUAUAAAACUAUGACACAAUCAAACCCGAACGAACAAAAUGUUGAAUUGAAUCGUACCAGCCUCUACUGGGGGUUAUUACUCAUUUUUGUACUUGCUGUUUUAUUUUCUAAUUAUUUC